This is a messenger RNA of Siniperca chuatsi (mandarin fish), 1998 nucleotides long. RefSeq lists its product as uncharacterized. The record is from RefSeq and is a predicted model, not a curated record. The coding region runs from base 404 to 1450 and encodes 348 amino acids. Lineage: Eukaryota; Metazoa; Chordata; Actinopteri; Centrarchiformes; Sinipercidae. Gene Ontology annotation, molecular function: oxidoreductase activity. The transcript is spliced from 8 exons.
UGUAUCACGUCUCUGUGCCUCAUUAUUGCCAGAUGUUAUGCAAGCUCUAGGUUUCUUUCCUUACAUGUUUUUAAUGUUUUUUUUUGUUUGUUUGUUUUUUGUUUUUUCCAGAAACAGGUUUAUGUGUUUUGUGUUUAUCCAGAGAAGUGACCGUUUUUAUCCAGUAGGGGGCGGGAAACCAGCAAUCAACCUGCUGAAGAAGAAGUUUAUUUCCGGCUAAACAGAGUCCCCUAUUGGUUGAAACACUCUUGGCUUUUGUAACACACUUACGCAAAAUAUUUUGUAACUGUUUGAUGCUGUUGUAGCGACCUUUUUAGUUUGGUUUGCUGGUAGUGGGUCGGGUACAUCUUGUAGGAAACGUAAAGCCGCUUCUCGCAGCUUCUUCCCCGGCACUGGCAGCAGGAUGUCUCCGGUGCCCAAAGUGAGACUGUCCGGAGGUCUGGAGAUCUGCCGGGUUCUGAAUGGAAUGUGGCAGGUGUCCGGGGCGCACGGAGCAGUAGAUCAAGCCCAAGCAGUUGAGGCCAUGCAGGCCUACGUAGACGCUGGUCUGACCACAUUUGACAUGGCAGACAUUUAUGGGCCUGCAGAGGAAAUAUUUGGACAGUUCAACGGCCAGCGGAAGUGCAAAUCCUCUGGGAAUGACAUCCCAGCUCUGCAGAGUCUGACCAAAUAUGUGCCAAGACCAGGACCAAUGGACCGCAAGGUGGUGGAGAAGGCGCUGCAACGCUCCAUGACCCGCAUGCAGGUGGACAGUCUGGACUGUGUUCAGUUCCACUGGUGGGACUAUAGAGACAAAAGAUACCUGGAUGCACUGGGACACCUCUCCGACCUGCAGCAGGAGGGACUUAUACGAGAGCUCGCCCUCACUAACUUUGACACACAGAGGCUGGAGGAGAUUACCAACAGAGGCAUCCGCAUCUCAAGCAACCAGGUUCAGUACUCUGUGAUUGACCAGCGACCCGCAGCGAAGAUGGAGCAGUUCUGUCUGGCUAACAACAUUCAGCUCCUUACUUAUGGCACUCUGGCUGGAGGUCUACUGUCAGAGCGUUAUCUGGGGAAGGCGGAGCCUAAUUCAAGGGCGGAGCUCUACACCGCCUCCCUCUCUAAGUACAAGAACAUGAUCAACACUUGGGGUGGCUGGAGCCUUUUCCAGGACCUCCUUGUUACCUUGGAGGCCACUGCCAAGAGACACGACUGCUCAGUGGCCAGCGUGGCAACGCGUUAUGUGCUGGAUUGCCCUGCGGUGGGCGGGGUCAUUGUGGGCUGUCGGCUAGGCAUCACAGGGGCAGGGCAACACAUCAGUGACAGUCUGCGUAGCUGCAACCCUGACCUGAAGCUGACAGCAGAAGAUCUCACCGCCAUUGACGCAGUGGCACGGCGUUCCAGGGACCUCAUGGCACUCAUCGGGGACUGCGGGAUGAGUACCGAAGCUGAAGGGGGGGCUGGCUGACUGGAUGUGACAGAUGGGGUGAGGAGGAGUAAAGUAAGAGAAACAUGAAACGUCUCAGACAGAACAGCCCCAUAGUAAAAAAAAUAAAUAAAUAAAUUAAAUGCAACUGCUGAUGAAAAUCAUUACAAUUCUUUCCUGAAAUAUUUGCUGAUUUUGAUCCAUAUUUGUUUCUGCACACAAAGACUGUAGCUGCUGUUCUGUUAUACAUUAUAAAACACUUUUCUCCUGCAGCGCAUUCUUACACUGCUUAAGUGCUUUUUAAUGUGGGAGAGAAGCUUUUCCUUCAGGCUUGAAUACAGUUGCACUGCACUGCACAAACACACAGUAAUCAGUGUUUAAGUGUCUAGUAAGUCUUUUAGUUACAGAAUUAAGAGAAUGUUCAGUGUCUCUCCUCAGUUGUCUUAACUAUAAUUUUAGGCUUUUUGCUACAAUAUAAUUCUAUAUUAUGUACAUAAUAAGAUAUGGUGUCAAAUUAAUGGAAUUUUGAGCUUUUCUAGUUCGAGUUGAAUUUAAUGUUCAAGCUGAAUUAAAAUCACUUGUUUAGUUUU